Molecule: messenger RNA, 1378 nt
Organism: Suillus clintonianus
Lineage: Eukaryota; Fungi; Basidiomycota; Agaricomycetes; Boletales; Suillaceae
Exons: 6
Coding region: 108-1166 (352 amino acids)
Source: RefSeq, a predicted model, not a curated record
UGUGCUGACCACUCAGUAAUGCCAUGCCAUUUUUGCGCUGACUCUGGCCUGUUAUUAAAGUUGUUUGAAUGGUUGUUCUUUGAAUCUAUUGCAAGCUUUUCAUCGUCAUGAAGAGAUCAUUUCUCAGCUUUUUGGUCGAUCAGUGGUCGGUGGUGCCCCCAGUGGAGACGACUGAUCUAUCUGGGAAAACAGUUCUUGUCGUCGGCGCCAAUGUAGGCCUUGGACUCGAGGCAUCCAAACACUUUGCCCGUAUGCAACCAGCGCGGUUGAUAAUCGCCUGUCGUAGCGAGGCCAAGGGAAAGGCCGCUUUGACUGAAAUCAAACAGGAGACCGGAUACAAUGGAUGCGAACUCUGGAUAAUCGACCUUGCCAACUUUGCGUCAGUGACUGCAUUCGCUGACAAAUUCGAGAAGGAGGGCGGCGAUUUGCAUAUCCUGGUAAUGAACGCAGGGAUUUUGCAGCCCGUUUACCAAUCCACCACCGAUGGCUGGGAAUCCACGCUACAAGUCAAUCAUAUUGCAACGUCACUGCUUUCGUUGCUCCUCAUUCCGCGACUAGUUGCUGCGGGGAGAAAUUCGUCAACACCUUCCCGGUUGGUACUUGUAUCCAGCGGUGUCCACCACUACGUUAAACCCACGAAAGAGGUCAAGACUUCCUCGAAACCACUUGAAAUGCUGAGCAGCGCAGAGUGGUGUAUCCCCGAGCACAUGCAUUCCCGAUUCUUCGAGUCAAAGCUGUUUAACCUCUUCUUCAUUCGUGCCUUGACGGACAGGCUGCAAUCCAUCACACCACUCAGCGCCGUAGCCGUGGCCCCAGGAUACUCCUAUUCACAACUACGGCGCUUCUGGUACGAGAAACCGACUUUUUCAUUUGUCAGAAUCGGACUCGCUAUCCAGGAGCGUCUCCUGGCGUGGACGUCCGAACAAGGCAGCCGUCAACUCGUAUUUGGUGCGGUGGGUGGACGGGACAAUGAAGAGAAUAUGAAAGGCGGGUACGUAAGCGUUAGUCGCCUCGUAGAGGUCGCGGAUUUCGUGCUCAGCGACGAGGGUCAUAAAAUGCAGGAUGCUGUUUGGAACGAGACGAUAGACAUUCUGAGCAGUGUUUCUGACAAGAUUGCUCCCAUAGUCCAGGAUUAUCUGGUAGUACCUGACUCGUCCACAAACUGACAUGUACAUGUGACACAUUAUCUACUGACGUAGCUUGAUAGAACAAUGUGCGCCUUUGGUUAUCUUGUUCUCUAUGUUUACGUUGCCUACUCUUAUGAUCUCGACUCCUCAUCCUACCUACUGAGUCUUCUUUUAUUUUUUUUGGCCAGCGCCGUAUUUCUGUUGUCAUGAUUUCAUCUACUUAUCCCUCCGAGGAGGUUGGUUGUGAAACG